This is a messenger RNA of Bipolaris victoriae FI3, 285 nucleotides long. RefSeq lists its product as hypothetical. The transcript has a single exon. Bases 1 to 285 code for a protein of 94 amino acids. The record is from RefSeq and is a predicted model, not a curated record. Lineage: Eukaryota; Fungi; Ascomycota; Dothideomycetes; Pleosporales; Pleosporaceae.
AUGUGCUCGCCGGGGCGCGUGUUCACGCUCAUUGUUUUUGCAGCGCGCAAACUCAAUGUCACGUGCGUCGCUCUGCCCCCAUGUCGGAUGCAGCUAUUUUUGAAUCACUUCACUCCACCCUGGCUCUACCCUGUCAACAUGCAUUGCUGCCGUUCACCUUGCGUUCCCGAAUCCAGCAUUCUCUUCCGUUGUCGCAUUCUAUUCCUCGCUGCGACUCACGCUUCCCCGUGCUACAAGUAUACUUUCCAGCAGCCUUUGUUGUCUGUCAUGGCGCGCUUGUUAUGA